Messenger RNA from Drosophila biarmipes, 791 nucleotides. RefSeq lists its product as uncharacterized. The transcript is spliced from 4 exons. Bases 126 to 578 code for a protein of 150 amino acids. The record is from RefSeq and is a predicted model, not a curated record. Lineage: Eukaryota; Metazoa; Arthropoda; Insecta; Diptera; Drosophilidae.
AUUCAGUUGUUAUUUGAUUCCAGCCCAGUGCGGUCGUGUUUCCGAGCGCUCCGAGAUCCCAAACCGGUUUAGUGCCAUAUUAUUGUUUUUCCUCCCAAAGAGCUCGAAUCGCACCGAAUCUCAAAAUGAAAAUCGACCUUACUGUGGAAAGCGGCCCGUGCAACACCCCCCUGCGGAGUUGGUGUCUGGGCAUUGCGAUCUACUGGCUAAUUAGCAUAACUUUCAGCGUGCUAUUCGCCCCAAAUGUUCUCAACUUUGUUGGUUUUGCAAUUGUUGUAGUUGGCAAUGUGUGUUUGUUGAUCGGCACCCUAAGGGAAAAGCAUAUGCUGGUCUUCGUUUGGCUGAUAUUCGCUGCUAUCGAAGCCAUUGGGUUUCCGUUCGCCGUUUUCGGUGUUAUCUUCCACUACGGAGGAUACCGCGAAGCCACUGGAAUCAACAACAUUUUUGGCGCCCUGCUCAUAUACAUCAUCACGUUCUUGCUUGUCGCCUUCAGCGCCCGCAUCGUGUACUCCUUCUACCUCCAGCUGAAGAAUAGCGAUGCCAACAGACAAGCCCCACGCACCCUAAACGUGGUGUAGUGCCUUUGAGAUUGCCAUUUUCGGUGUUCUCUGCGCGAGGAGACUUAAAAACAUUACGUUUUCGGCGGCCUGUCAGCUGAAUAAUUGCGAGACCACCGUACAUCUUGCGCGCACUCUAAGCGUGUCUUAGCUUUCUACCACUAGACUAUUUAUUGGGGAGACCCUACCCUGUUCUUCGCCUCACAGUUUGCAAUAAAAUGCGAUUUUAUUUUA